Molecule: messenger RNA, 3269 nt
Organism: Conger conger (European conger)
Lineage: Eukaryota; Metazoa; Chordata; Actinopteri; Anguilliformes; Congridae
Product: V-type proton ATPase 116 kDa subunit a 1-like
Exons: 21
Coding region: 149-2674 (841 amino acids)
Biological process (GO): proton transmembrane transport; vacuolar acidification
Cellular component (GO): vacuolar proton-transporting V-type ATPase complex; plasma membrane; vacuolar proton-transporting V-type ATPase, V0 domain
Molecular function (GO): proton-transporting ATPase activity, rotational mechanism; ATPase binding
Source: RefSeq, a predicted model, not a curated record
GCUGUCGUCAUGUAAUCAGACUCCCAAUUUUGGUCACGUCACUUUCGAGUGCGAGGACCAGUCAGCUGAUAUUUCCUGUUGAACAGUGUAUGCGGAGUUGGUCGGAACUCGGAAGACUUUACAGAUCUGAGAUUUGGAAACUGGAACCAUGGGGGACCUCUUCAGAAGUGAAGACAUGACCCUCGCUCAGCUUUUCCUCCAAUCAGAGGCGGCGUACUGCUGUGUCAGCGAGCUGGGGGAGCUGGGAAUGGUCCAGUUUCGUGACCUGAACCCAGACGUGAACGUGUUCCAGCGGAAGUUUGUGAAUGAAGUGCGCCGUUGUGAGGAGAUGGACCGCAAGCUGAGGUUUGUGGAGAAGGAGAUCAAGAGAGCCGACAUUCCGAUUACCGACACCGGAGAGAAUCCAGAAGUUCCUGUCCCUCGAGACAUGAUCGAUCUGGAGGCCACCUUUGAGAAGCUGGAAGUUGAGUUGAAGGAGAUCAACACCAACCAGGAGGCACUGAAGAAGAACUUUCUGGAACUGACUGAGCUCAAGCACAUCCUGAGGCGCACCCAGCAGUUCUUUGACGAGGCUCAAUUCCAUCAUCAUCAGCAGAUGGAGGACCCCCAUCUGCUUGAGGAGUCGUCCAUCCUGCUGGACCCCCAGGAAGUUGGACGGGUGGCCCCGCUGAGGAUCGGGUUUGUUGCCGGAGUAAUCGGCAGGGAGAGGAUCCCCACGUUCGAGCGAAUGCUGUGGAGGGUUUGUCGCGGAAACGUCUUCCUACGCCAGGCUGACAUCGAGGACCCUCUGGAGGACCCCGCCUCUGGAGACCAAGUUCACAAAUCGGUGUUCAUCAUCUUUUUCCAAGGAGACCAGCUGAAAAACAGAGUCAAAAAGAUCUGCGAGGGCUUCCGGGCCUCACUCUACCCCUGUCCAGACACUCCCCAGGAGAGAAAGGAGAUGGCAGCGGGGGUCAACACCCGGAUCGAUGACCUUCAGAUGGUGCUGAACCAGACGGAGGACCACCGGCAGAGAGUUCUCCAGGCCGCCGCCAAGACGGUGCGAGUGUGGUUCAUCAAGGUCAGGAAGAUGAAAGCCAUCUACCACACCCUCAACCUCUGCAACAUCGACGUCACGCAGAAGUGCCUGAUCGCCGAGGUCUGGUGCCCCGUUUCAGACAUGGACUCCAUCCAGUUUGCCCUUCGCCGGGGAACGGAGCACAGCGGUUCGACCGUCCCCUCCAUCCUCAACAGGAUGCAGACCAGGCAAACGCCGCCCACCUACAACAAGACCAACAAGUUCACCUCCGGCUUCCAGAACAUCGUAGACGCGUACGGGAUUGGAACCUACCGGGAAAUGAACCCAGCCCCCUACACCAUCAUCACCUUCCCCUUCCUGUUCGCGGUCAUGUUUGGGGACCUGGGCCACGGGGUGCUCAUGACCUGCUUCGCCCUCUUCCUGGUUCUCCGAGAGAGCCGGCUUCUCGCACAGAAGAAUGACAACGAGAUUUUCAACAUGGUCUUCUCGGGGCGUUACAUCAUCCUGCUGAUGGGCAUCUUCUCCAUCUACACGGGGUUCAUCUACAAUGACUGCUUCUCCAAAUCUCUCAACAUUUUUGGCUCUGGUUGGAGCGUCAGACCCAUGUUUGGAGACGUGGGAAAAUGGACGGAUGGGGUUCUCAAUACCACCAGACUUCUACAGUUGGAUCCAGCAGUAAAUGGAGUUUUCACUGGGCCUUAUCCUUUCGGCAUUGACCCGAUUUGGAACCUCGCCAGUAACAAGCUGACCUUCCUGAACUCCUUCAAGAUGAAGAUGUCUGUCAUACUGGGGAUUGUUCACAUGCUGUUUGGCGUCACCCUCAGCUUGUUUAACCAUCUAUAUUUCAAGAAGCCUCUCAACAUCUUCCUGGGUUUCAUUCCUGAGAUCGUGUUCAUGACCAGCCUUUUCGGGUACCUGGUCCUGCUCAUCUUCUACAAGUGGGUCGCCUACUCCGCUGCCACCUCCGAGGAUGCCCCGAGCCUGCUCAUCGCCUUCAUCAACAUGUUCCUGUUCAACUACAACGACCCCACUAAUCGCCCCCUCUACAAAGGGCAGAUGGGGAUCCAGUGUCUGUUGGUGAUCAUCGCGUUAGCCUGCGUGCCCUGCAUGCUGAUAGUGAAGACACUGGUGCUACGGCGUCAGCACCUUCAGAAGAAGCUCCUGGCCACGCAGAAUUUCGGCGGGGUGCGAGUGGGAAACGGCCGGACGGACGACCAGGCGGAGAUUAUCCAGCACGACCAGCUCACCGAGCCCACAGAGGAAGAGGAGGAGUUUAACUUCGGAGACGUGGCGGUGCACCAGGCCAUCCACACCAUAGAGUACUGUCUGGGCUGCAUCUCCAACACCGCCUCCUACCUGCGGCUCUGGGCCCUGAGCCUGGCCCACGCACAGCUGUCGGAGGUGCUGUGGACCAUGGUCAUGCGCAUCGGCCUGUCGUUCCGGACGUUCGUGGGCUUCUUCGUGUUGUCGUUCAUCUUCAUGGCCUUCGCCACGCUGACCAUCUGCAUCCUGCUCAUCAUGGAAGGGCUAUCGGCCUUCCUGCAUGCACUCCGUCUCCACUGGGUGGAGUUUCAGAACAAGUUCUACUCUGGUCAAGGAUUCAUGUUCCAGCCGUUCACCUUCAACAGCAUCCUGGAGGGGAAAUUUGAGGAUUAAACCACCACACCCUUCCCCUUCCCUUCCAGAAUAAUCUGUAGCCCUUCUCAUCUCUGUAGCUACUGUUUGUUAAUUAGUGUAUGUUCGUCACCAUUUGCCUUUUUGGUUCCUUACUCAUUUCUUUAUUUCUUUUUUUUUUUUAUAAGCAUUUUAGCUUUUAGAAAUCAGUGUCACAUGGAAAUCCAUUCAGGAGAUUAUAACUAUGAACUUAUAGAGCUAUCUGCAGUAAUAAAAGCAAAGCCUUAUAAGCUGAGCUGGGAUGGAACUGAGCUUAGUUUCAUUCACCAUUUCUCCCGAACGCCCAUAAAAACACAAAAUGGACAUUUUCAUGGGUGGUGGUAUCAGCUGAAAAUCUUGCAGUAACUAGUAACUUCUUGAUUAAACCUUAACACUGUAUAUUGUAGCUGGAGAAAUGUUAAAUAGAUUGCCUUGAGAUUUGCCCACUUUCUGACAUUGCACUACCGGAAAACAAAGAGGUUACUCAUCAGAUUUCCAUCGCCAGUCGUCAGUCAAGUGAUGCGAUUGUGAUCCACAGUGCUGUAUUCAAGACUGAUUGCAAUAAAAUCUUAAUUGGGAAAAUACGGUUUUUCCAGGA